Molecule: messenger RNA, 282 nt
Organism: Symbiodinium sp. CCMP2592
Lineage: Eukaryota; Dinophyceae; Suessiales; Symbiodiniaceae
Source: the annotation of a GenBank genome assembly
AUGUCUUGCCCAGCGCAUGUUUCGAUUGACUGUGGUGGGGUUUCCUUCUGGGACAGGGAGGAUUUGCAAGCAGUCGUUCCCGGGACGACGACGGUGCGAGGGGUGCCCAAGGGUGCGAAGGGCACGACCAAGGUCAACAAAGUCCUCGUGAAAGGCAAGGGCGGCCAAAAUGUGGGCCCACAGAAAUCAGAAAGGCGGAUCAGCGUGGGGUCCGACCUGGCCUACUCGGGCACCUACACAGGGCCGUCUGCAGCAGGCCGCGCGAAGCGCGGGAACAGAUGA